GGAAGUUAAGUAUGUGGUCUCCCUUUUUCCCUUCGUCGCCAUCAUCAGGUAUAGCUGUUUAUUUUUACGCACUAAAUAUCCCAGUACAUCGUUGUUAUUACAAUACAUAUUGUUACGACUGUAUCAUAUAAGCAAAAUAAAUGAAUUAGAUUUUUGGCUUUAUUGCCUUAUUGUCUUCAUUUUUUUUGUUCAAUAUUAAAUUUAACUUGAAAAGUAUUGCAAAUACUUUCAUUGAAGUUUCUCUUUCCUUGAAAUAAAUUUAGCUUAUUAUCUUACAAGUUUCCACGGUUUAAGUAUGUCUAACUCCCUCAUGAUAUAAUUAUUUUAAGAUUAUUAAUCUACCUGAAUGAAAGCCAUUAGUCUAGAAUUAAAAAAAAAAAUGUAAACAAUUGGUAGCCUACAUUUCUGAAUUUGAUGACAGUCUGAUUACAGAUUGGGCUUACUCAUAAUUUAAAAGUUAGCAACACCUAAAUUAAUUGCACUAGGCUUCUACUUAUAGAUUUUUCAAUAUUCCAACUAACCCAAAAUGAAAUUUAAUUUUUAACAUUAUUAUUUAGAUUGCCAAGAUGGUGCGUAUGAAUGUAUUGGCAGAUGCCCUCAAUUCAAUUUCUAAAGCUGAAAAGCGUGGAAAACGACAGGUGUUGCUGAGACCAGCAUCCAAAGUCAUAGUAAAGUUCCUAGGUGUAAUGAUGAAACAUGGUAAGAAGUACUGUCAAAUUACAAAAAAUUGUUCAUAUUGGCUUGGCUUAAUUGUCAUGUGUCAGUUGAUGCUUUUUAGUACACUGACUCUGAAACAAUGAUCAUGGUUUCCUUUUCUGCUGGUUAGACCUAUAUACUAAUAGACAUCAAACACUAAUGCCUACUUAUUUCAGACCUCUUAAACUGAUUAACUACCAUCUGUCACUGGUAGCACCAAGAAUUUUUCCAUUUGCCAUGGCCUUCGGCCAUGAGCUAUUGCUAGCAUCACUGUGUGAUUGUUCAUAUUCAUUCGACUUCGUAGUAAAACUAGUUAUAUUUACAUUCUUACUUUCAUUUUUAUAUUUUGAGGGUAGUUAACAAUAUAUAUAUGCCAACUAGCAAUAAGUUGACAAAAAAACAAUCAUACUAUAAAUAUGUUGACAUCAAUGUUUAUGUGAUUACUGAUACGGUUGUUCAUAGUCAAAAUGUGUAAACUUUUUUAAUAUUUAGUGUAGAUGUAAUUGCAAAAAUUAUUAGAAGAGUAAAUAAUAAUUAAAUGUUUUGGAAAUUGAAAUUGAUGGUAUUGUGGCAAAUUGUUAAAAUCCUUUGUUGUGUAAUUAUAUAAUAAUGAAGCAAAGGUUUGUUUUUAAUUUAUCUUAAAGAAAAUUCAUUUAUCUGCAAAAUAUUUACUGAUAAUAGACUGAAUUUGUACACAAAACUUGCAUAUGAAUAUGGGAAGAUGUAACUUACUUUUGAUUCAGCCACAGCACUUUUUCAAUGCAGUAGCUAAUUAUUUAACAUUGUACUCCCAUAAUAGUACGAAAUGGUCUCAGAAAUUAAUUACUUUAGUUUUGCUACUGGUGCUAUUAUUAUUAUUAAUUCAUUAUAGCAAUAUAGAAGAAAGCAAAAUCGAAUAGUUGGCCUUAUUGAUUUGAAUUAUGUGUCCACUAAAUCAUACAAUGAUAAAUUCACUUGAUCGUCUUCCUUGAUUUACAGUAGACUGAUUAACUCUUGAUGAUUUUUUUUAAAUACUAUUUUAUUAGACAUGCAAUGUGAAUAGUUAUUCUAUUCAUUAUACUGUAUGAUUAUUUAUUUACUAUUACAAUACAAUAUUGUACGAUUUUGAGAUGGCAAAGUACUAUUCUGAAACUAUAUUGUACUAUUUCGGGAGAUACAAUGUAACCAGGUCUGUUGUAUAUUCUUCAUUGCAAUACAAAUAUUUUUCAAUUCUUGUUGUUUUAUCAUCCAAAUUGGAUCUUCAAGCCUAUAUAGGUCACAGAAUUGUCCAAAUUCAUUCUUUCUGAUGGGUUUGGGUAUAGGACCUUUUUGGUGCUCAAGUUGUGAAACAUUUGCUUGUCAUUUUUUUUUUUUUACAGUAGUGCCAGUUUUAUAUAUAUAUAUAUAGAUUGUUCAGUGUUUGUGCUUAACUAUUAGUGUCCGUAGGUCAAAUCCACAUCUUGAUGCAGUUUUUUUUUUUUUUUUUUUUUUUUUUUUUUUUUUUUUUUUUUUUUUUUUUUUUUUUUUUUUUGUUUUAUUUUUUUUUUUUUUUUUUUUUUUUUUUUUUUUUUUUUUUUUUUUUUUUUUUUUUUUUUUUUUUUUUUUUUUUUUUUUUUUUUUUUUUUUUUUUUUUUUUUUUUUUUUUUUUUUUUUUUUUUUUUUUUUUUUUUUUUUUUUUGUGAUAAAGUUUGACCCUAGGUGACAAUGUUUCAUACUUUUUCUAGUAAAAUUGAGAUAAAAAACAAAUGCCUUGCACAUUUGAAAAAUGUAAACACCAGAAGAGGAUGUGGAAAUAUUGUUUUGGACAAAAUACAGAAAUAUUUAUAUACAAUCCCAAAAUUAAAGAGUCACUACGAAACGCCACAUAGAUUGGCUCGCGUCAAAAUGUAACGUUUAGACUGGUGCAUUGAACUUUAAGAGUUAAAAUAAGUUUUAUCUUGUUUCAUUUUAACAGUUAGAAGUUUAAUGGCCAAAGAAAAGUAGUGGGCUUUGAUGAGCAAGUCAAUUUCUAUUCAGCUUGUUAAAAAAAAAUGUUAUUUUUUAAAUACUAGGUUACAUUGGUGAAUUUGAACAGAUUGAUGACCACAGAAGCGGCAAGAUAGUAGUUAACCUUACAGGACGAUUAAACAAAGUGAGUUGCAGUUAAGAACAUUAUCAGCCUUUUGUUUAAUUAAUGCAUGCCACAUCCUUGCUACAUUUUAACUGUGCCUGAGCUACCAGCAGUGUCUUGGAUAAGUCCUAUUUAUUUGUUCUCAUAUUCCAGUGCAUAUCUGGAGCUACAAAGCAAAUAUUUCCUUCGCUAUGUGGCAUAAAAUAAAUCUAUAUACUCUAUCAAAAUCAGUUAUUUACCUCCCCUCAUAUUAUUCUAGUUUGGUAUUAAGAUUUACAUUUUAAGAUUUUGAGCAUUUUUCUUGAUUUAUAGUGGUUAAAUUCAUUGUUUGGAUAUCUGGUGAAUAUUAGUGUAAUACAUUUCUGUUUUCAGUGUGGUGUAGUAAGCCCAAGGUUUGAUGUCUCUAUCAGGGAUAUGGAGAAAUGGACUAAUAAUCUUCUCCCCUCAAGACAAUUCGGGUUUGUUAAUUAUCUUAAGUCAUUAAUUUAAUUGAUGUCUUGUACGGUACAGCAUGUAUUUGAGGGCAGGUCAUCAAUGUGAACAAGUAUUGAACAAUCCCAAUGGUAAAGACUAUUUUCGGUUUUUGAAAAACAGACUCAGACACUUGGGUAAAAUAUUUAUGCAUGUGACCAAUGUUCACUUGUUGAGAAUUAGUACCAAGUUUAAAAUAAAUGGUAAAAUGGUUCAAAAGUAUGGUGGUGGAAGUGUCACACAAAAAGUCAAAGUGUCAGGGCAGAACAAUUUAAGUUGAACUUUUCUGGUUGAUUUUUUUUUUUUUUUUAAACUUUCAUAAUGGGUGUUGUUGCAAAUAUAUUCGGCCUCAACUGAACAAUUAUUACUGCAAAUCAGGCAUUUAUAUGUUUAAACAGACCCAACCAACAUUGUAUGAGAUAAUCGGUAGCACAAUGAUACUGACUGUUGAAAUGUCAUUCAUUUCACAGUGUUAACAGAAUUCAUGCUAUUAUGAUUUCUUGUCACAGUUACUCAGAAUAUUUAGCUUAAAUGGGUCUCUGAAUUAAUUUUCUAUUAGUUUUUGGUAUUUUAGUGAUACCAUACAUAUUUUACAAAGCAAAGAGUGAAUCAGAGUGCAUAAUUAUUAUUCAAGCUUUGUAGUUCCAUUCCGCUUACUGGUAUACUUGUUUUUGCACCACUCAACAGUCAAUUUUUAUUUUUUAUUAUUUUCAGGUAAAGUACGAAUAAAAUGGUGCCUAACGUUGUUUUUUUAAUCCGGGUAACUGUCCGGUUCCGUUUUAUUGGCUAGGUGUAAAACUGAACAUUUCGUGCGUUAGCGUCCAGCUCAGCCCUGGUGGCUACCAGUAGUGCAAAUAUUUGAUUAAUGCAUUGCUAUCCCAGAUUAGAAACCUUUCUGCAUAGUUCAAGUUUUAUAUUGUAUUAUGUAUACAUUUUCAUUGUCUUUACUUAGCCAAAAAGCUUGAUUCUUUUGUUGUGGCCUAAGGUUUAUCGGAAGACAUUUUAUUUUAAUUUCAUUUUUUUAAAGUUUUUUUGUUGGUUUUUCUAUUUACAGUUUCAUUGUGUUAACUACUUCCAGUGGAAUUAUGGAUCAUGAAGAAGCCAGGAGGAAACACUUGGGGGGCAAGAUUCUUGGGUUUUUCUUUUAAUGAAAGUAUGGUGCAGUACAAUUAAACAAGUUAACAUUAAU
Lymnaea stagnalis (great pond snail) is the source of this 4445-nucleotide messenger RNA. NCBI's taxonomy places the organism in Eukaryota, Metazoa, Mollusca, Gastropoda, Lymnaeidae. The record is from the annotation of a GenBank genome assembly.